AGCGAGCGAUAGAUCCUCUCUGCCUUUGCGGAAGCCAGAGGAGCCAAGGCGGCGCUAAAUUAAAUUAGCAUACUAACUAUUUAGCCGUGCGCCGAUGUGGAUGGACAGGUGAAAACAGGACGGAGCUGCCCGAAGAAACACACGUCUUCUAAAGUCAAGACACCGCGAGGUCCAGGCUCAUUUUGUCGGGAUCUUCCUGCCGUCCGCCUGCCGAGGAGAUGGGGGACAAGGCGGGCACCAGAGUUUUCAAGAAGUCGAGCCCCAACUGUAAGGUGACGGUUUACCUGGGAAAGAGAGACUUUGUGGAUCACCUGGACCACGUGGACCCAGUAGAUGGAGUGAUCCUCGUCGACCCCGAGUAUCUGAAGGACAGGAAAGUCUUCGUCACGCUCACUUGUGCGUUUCGUUACGGCCGUGAGGACCUGGAUGUCCUGGGUCUGUCCUUCCGGAAGGAUCUCUACAUCUCCACCUUCCAGGCCUUCCCUCCCGUGCCGGAGGAGAAGAAAGCCAACAGCCGACUGCAGGAGCGACUGCUGAAGAAACUCGGCCAGCAUGCACAUCCCUUCUACUUCACGAUUCCUCAGAACCUCCCGUGUUCAGUCACUUUACAGCCUGGCCCAGAGGACACUGGGAAGGCCUGCGGCGUUGACUUUGAGAUCCGAGCGUUCUGUGCCAAGUCAAUAGAAGAGAAGAUUCACAAGAGGAACUCGGUGCGUCUGGUGAUCAGGAAGGUCCAGUACGCUCCGGAGAAGCCCGGCCCUCAGCCGAUGGUGGAGACGACUCGCAGCUUCCUCAUGUCUGACAGAUCCCUACACCUGGAGGCCUCUCUGGACAAAGAGCUGUAUUACCACGGAGAGCCCAUCAGCGUCAACGUCCACGUCACCAACAACUCCACCAAGACCGUCAAGAGAGUCAAGAUCUCCGUGCGUCAGUAUGCAGACAUCUGCCUGUUCAGUACGGCCCAGUACAAGUGCCCCGUGGCCCAGCAGGAGGCGGAUGACCAGGUGUCAUCCAGCUCCACCUUCUGUAAGGUGUACACUCUGACCCCGACGCUCGACAAGAACCGAGAGAAGAGAGGCCUCGCUCUGGACGGAAAACUCAAACACGAAGACACCAACCUGGCCUCCUCCACCAUUGUCAAGGACGUCACCAACAAGGAAGUCCUGGGGAUCCUGGUGUCUUACAGAGUCAAAGUCAAGCUGGUGGUCUCACGUGGAGGGCUGCUGGAGGCAUGUUUGGACAGAGACGUUUCGGUGGAGCUGCCCUUCAUCCUAAUGCAUCCUAAACCGGUGGAGCCACCGCUGUCCCGCCCACAGUCCGCCGUGCCAGAGAUGGACCCCCCCAUCGACACCAAUUUGAUAGAAUUCGACACGAACAGCAUUUCCCAGGACGACGACUUCGUCUUCGAGGACUUCGCCCGCCUCAGGCUCAAAGGCGCCGUGGACGACAAAGACGAGGACUGCUAGGAGCUCGCCAACCCUUCAUACGCUCGCUUCGAAACCCCACACACACACACACACACACACACACACACACACACACACACACUCACACUCUCUUGAAGUUACAUUCCCCGGCAGAGGGGGUGGAUGAGGGCAUGUUUGGAUGGAGGCUCGGUGGUGUUCUUCCUCUUUUUGCUUCAGCCAUUUUCGUCUUGCCGUCACCAUUUUUAUCGCCGCCGUCUUCUUCUCCAUCUGUCUGUCUCCGUUUCUCUUUUUUGCUGAAGGUUGGAAAAAAAAAACUCCAAAUGUUUAGCAGCUGCAGGACAGAUGUUAGCGGUGCCGAUCGAAAAACAUAAGAUGUGUAGGACGCUGCAUCGCUCGUCUUUGAGCUUUUACUUUGAAAUUGUUUUUUGAACGUCGACUGUUUCCCGCGGCGACGAUCACCGUCUUGUACAAACAGAAUAUAUAUUUGAAACAUAGAAAAAAAGAUAAUCUUCUACGAGCAGUUUGAGAUCCGUGUUCAGUGGCGAUCAACGCUUUUCUUCAAGUAAAAUACCGUAGAUGCUUUUUACAUCCUGGCUGCGAGGGGAGGACACACACACACACAUAUGCACGUGCACACACACACACACACAAGCACGUGCACACACACACACACAUGUGCGCACACACACACUUCACCAGCAUCCACUCUCAUCACACUGAACCCUUUGUUUUGUCAGCUGCACUUUCUUGUUUUAUUUUGAAAGAACCGUUCCAGCGUUGACUGAGUUUCCUAUUUAUUUACAACAAUUUUUCAUCUUUUCUGAAUUUAAGAAUCUGUUAGUUUGUGUUCAGUAUUUUUCUCUCUGUCAUCAGAUGUCAUGACAAGUCGAUAAAACCCCAAAAACAUGUUAGUCCGUCUCUCAAUUCUGUCUGACUUCCUGUCAGUCUCUCAAGCUCUGAAUCCAUUGGUUCCUACUGAACACGUUUUAAACUUUAAAAACAAAUAUUUAGCUAUAUUUUUUUGAAAACUAGACC
Molecule: messenger RNA, 2462 nt
Organism: Sander lucioperca (pikeperch)
Lineage: Eukaryota; Metazoa; Chordata; Actinopteri; Perciformes; Percidae
Product: arrestin red cell
Exons: 17
Coding region: 219-1466 (415 amino acids)
Biological process (GO): signal transduction; positive regulation of ERK1 and ERK2 cascade; G protein-coupled receptor internalization
Cellular component (GO): cytoplasm
Molecular function (GO): angiotensin receptor binding
Source: RefSeq, a predicted model, not a curated record